GCUGCGGGACCCGGGAGCAGGCCUGGAGCGCACACUCCCGAUCAGUUGCCGCUGAGGACCACGGCCGGCCUCCCGGAGACCCCAGCCCUGCACAAAAGGCCCAUGGAGCCCCCUGGGCUCAGAGCCCGCCUCUGGGGGGCUGGUAGCCUUCCUCUGAACGUGUAGAGCCCCUGCCGCCAUGGCGCACGGUUUCACAGUGGGCUUCGACCCCCUGGGCCUAGGCGACCUCAGCUCCGGCUCCCUGAGCUCCAUCUCCUCCCGGGGCCACCUGGGCAGCGACUCGGGCUCCGCAACGCGAUACCUGCUGAGGAAGCAGCAGCGGCUGCUGAAUGGGCCCCCCCGCGGAAUCCGAGCCUCCUCGCCCAUGGGCCGUGUCAUCCUCAUCAACUCCCCCAUCGAAGCCAACAGUGAUGAGAGCGACAUCAUCCAUGCAGUCCGGGUGGAGAAGAACCCUGCAGGGAGGCUGGGAUUCAGUGUGCGGGGCGGCUCUGAGCAUGGCCUGGGCAUCUUCGUCAGCAAAGUGGAGGAGGGGAGCAGUGCAGAGCGGGCUGGCCUGUGUGUGGGAGACAAGAUCACGGAGGUGAACGGGCUGAGCCUGGAGAGCACCACCAUGGGCAGUGCCGUGAAGAUGCUGACGGGCAGCAGCCGCCUGCACAUGGUGGUCCGCCGCAUGGGCCGGGUGCCCGGCAUUAAGUUCUCCAAGGAGAAGACCACGUGGGUGGAUGUGGUAAACCGGCGGCUGGUCGUGGAGAAGUGCAGCUCCAGCCCAUCCCACAGCAGCUCUGAGGACGGCGCGCGGCGCAUCGUCCACCUAUACACGACCUCCGAUGACUUCUGCCUGGGCUUCAACAUCCGAGGGGGCAAGGAGUUUGGCCUGGGCAUCUAUGUGUCCAAAGUGGACCAUGGUGGCCUGGCCGAAGAGAACGGCAUCAAGGUAGGGGACCAGGUCCUGGCGGCCAACGGCGUCAGAUUUGAUGACAUCAGCCACAGCCAGGCCGUGGAGGUGCUGAAGGGCCAGACGCACAUCAUGCUGACCAUCAAGGAGACUGGCCGCUACCCUGCCUACAAGGAGAUGGUUUCGGAAUACUGUUGGCUGGACCGACUGAGCAAUGGGACGCUGCAGCAGCUGUCGCAGGCCUCGGAGAGCAGCUCCAGCGUCUCCUCCUACGCCUCCAGCGUCCCCUUCAGCUCGGCCGAGGGGUCGGGCUCCCUGUCCUCUGACCGCCUGGACGUCUGCCUGGGGCCCGAGGAGCCGCCGGGAAGUCGGGGGCCUGGCUGGGGCCGGGCGGACACAGCCAUGCAGACAGAGCCCGAUGUGGGGGGCCGUGUGGAGACCUGGUGCAGCGUAAGGCCCACGGUCAUUCUCAGGGACACGGCUAUCCGCUCGGACGGUCCAGCCUCAGCCCGCCGCCUUGACUCUGCGCUCUCCGAGUCCCCCAAGACUGCCCUGCUGCUGGCACUCAGCCGACCCCGGCCCCCCAUCACUCGCUCCCAGAGUCACCUGACCUUGUGGGAGGAGAAGAAGCAGCGGAAGAAGGAGAAGUCGGGGUCCCCUAGGGAGAAGGGUGCAUUGCAGAGAUCCAAGACGCUGAUGAACCUCUUCUUCAAGGGAGGGCGGCAGGGGCGGCCAGCAGGGGACAGGCGCAGAGAAGCUUGGACCCUGGACAGGGGGAGCUUGGCCAAGCCACGUCCUCGCCUGGACAUGGACAAAGCAGGGGGAGUGGGCCCUGUGCAGAAGUUUGUCACUUGGAGACUUAGACGGGACCGCGAGAGGGGCCGGGCCCUGCUCUCUGCCAGGUCUGGGAGCCCCUCCAGCCAGCUCCCCAACGUGGAUGAGCAGGUGCAGGCCUGGGAGAGCCGAAGGCCCCUAAUUCAGGACCUGGCCCGGCGGCUGCUGACCGAUGAUGAGGUGUUGGCUGUCACUCGUCACUGCUCUCGGUAUGUACACGAGGGUGGUGUGGAGGACCUGGUGAGGCCCCUGCUGGCCAUUCUGGACAGACCAGAGAAGCUACUGUUGCUGCGGGACAUCAGGAGUGUGGUGGCCCCCACAGACCUGGGUCGCUUCGACAGCAUGGUGAUGCCCGUGGAGCUAGAGGCUUUUGACGCCCUCAAGAGCAGGGCAGUUCGGCCUCCGGCUUUGCGGCCAGCCCGGCAGGACACCCCACCCAAGCGACAUCUCAUCACCCCUGUGCCUGACAGCCGCGGAGGCUUCUAUCUACUGCCUGUGAACGGCUUCUCGGAGGAGGAAGAUGAGGGAGACCUAAGGGAGAGACUAGGGGGCCUCAAGGUCUCCCCAGGUGUCUCGGCCUCCCGCCAUUCCCACAAAGGGUUCCCCCCUCUGCAAGAUGUGCCAGUAGAUGCCUUUGCCCCACGUGGAAGCGCCUGUGCACCCCAGCCCCGGCCCCCUCCCGUCGCUCCUCGGCCCCCACGGCCUAACUGGCUGCUGACCGAGCCCCUAACCCGAGAGGACACUAGGCCUAUCCCCAGCCAGGGUCCGGCUCAGAGCCGCAGCCGCAGCCGCAGCCGCAGCCGGGGUCGAGGCAAGUCCCCUGGACAAAGACGUUCCCCAUCUCCGGCGCCUGUCCCCGCCAUCAGCACAGCCAAUGGGCGCUACCACAAGCCUCGGAAGUCCAGGCCCCCUUUGCCACGACCUCUGGACGGGCAGCCAGCCAAGACAGGGGACAGUCAAGGGACAUCCGAGAAUGGGACUGGCAGGAUCCCAGCCAAGGAGGCAGCCCCGAAGACCCCCAGCGGGGAGCUGAGGACAGUCACUCUGUCCAAGAUGAAGCAGUCCUUGGGCAUCAGCAUUUCUGGGGGCAUUGAGUCCAAGGUGCAGCCCAUGGUCAAGAUAGAAAAGAUCUUCCCUGGGGGAGCUGCCUUCCUCAGCGGGGCCCUUCAGGCCGGCUUUGAGCUUGUGGCAGUGGAUGGAGAGAGCCUGCAGCAGGUGACCCACCAGCGGGCGGUGGACACCAUCCGCCGUGCCUAUCGAAACAAGGCUCAGGAACCCAUGGAGCUUGUGGUCAGGGUCCCUGGGCCCACACCACCUCCAUGACCCUCUGAUUUGUCAGCCCUCCUCGCCGCUGACUAGCAUCUUCCUGUUGACCCAGCCACAGACCACUGAUCCCCUACACUAGUCCAAACCCGGUCCCACAACCCCCUGCAGGUCCACCUAGACCACACCCACUGGUGUCCAGGAGGAGAUGCCUUCAGCCCUCCAGACUUGAUGCAAAAAUACCAACCAGACUUCCUACUUAUCCCCACAGCCUAUUGACCUCUAGAGCAGUGGUUCUCAACCUUCCUCGUGCAGUGAGUGACCGAUGAAUACAGUUCAUGUGGUGGUGACC
Messenger RNA from Echinops telfairi (small Madagascar hedgehog), 3344 nucleotides. RefSeq names its product PDZ domain containing 7 (gene PDZD7). Gene Ontology annotation, biological process: auditory receptor cell stereocilium organization; sensory perception of sound. Bases 179 to 3052 code for a protein of 957 amino acids. NCBI's taxonomy places the organism in Eukaryota, Metazoa, Chordata, Mammalia, Afrosoricida, Tenrecidae. Gene Ontology annotation, cellular component: plasma membrane; stereocilium tip; cilium. The record is from RefSeq and is a predicted model, not a curated record. The transcript has 17 exons. Gene Ontology annotation, molecular function: protein binding.